AUGGAAUCGUUUAAGCCACCGCCGGCGCUGCUUCUAGAUGGAAAUCUGUGUGAACACUUUCGGCAGUUCAAACAGAGCUUUGAUAUUUUUAUGCUGGCGACUGGAUAUGAGUCCAAACCAUCGGCAGUCAAGGCGGCGAUGUGGUUAAACCUCAUAGGAGACGAGGCUGUUGAGUUGUUCAACACAUUCGAUCUUCCAGCGGAAGACCGUAGGGAUUUUGAAAAGGUGUUGCGAGCAUUUGAACAUUAUUGUAACCCUGUAAAAAAUAUCGUAGUUGAGCGGUACAAGUUUAAUUGCCGAUCUCAGGAAGAGGGAGAGCCGUUUGACUCGUUUGUGAGAGAUUUAAAAAAGCUGGUUCAAAGUUGUGACUUCAAGAACCAGACAGACAGUGUUGUGCGGGACAGAAUAGUUUUGGGCAUUCGGGACAAAGGGCUGCAGGAACGUUUGUUGCGUGAACCGGAUCUCAGCUUGUCACGGGCAAUGGAACAGUGUAGGGUGGCUGAGCUAGGCAAGCAACGUGCCGAUGCUAUACAAACCAAAGCUGUCAAUCCUGUUAAUCGGCGUGAGGAUUCGUCGGAUGAUGAAAUUCACCCGAGAGGAGGCACAGUUGAAACUGUGUGGCGAAAUAGAAGAAAGCAGAAAUCUACUGAACAGCAGCAGGUACCAUACAAAAGGGGGGCUGAACAGAAGCAUGUGCAACAAGGAAGUCCUAAGUGCCGAAGGUGCGGGAGGGUACAUAGGAAGAAUGAGUGCCCUGCCUUUGGAAAAAAAUGUUACAAGUGCAUGAAGUUCAAUCAUUUUGCAACCGUGUGCACCAACCAAGUUGAAGAGGUUAGGUUAACGGGAGGUGAGAUGGAAGAGUUCUUUGUCAGCACAUUAGAAGUGGCAGAAGCAACAACCGGGGUGGAGGAUGCCAAGCCAGGCCGAAAGGAGUGGAUCCAAGAAAUGUGGGUUGAAGGUAAGACUGUAUAUUUCAAGCUUGAUACGGGCUCAGAGGUAAAUAUCAUAUCACAGAGUAUUGUGAAGCAGCUGGCUCGCCCAACCCAGUUGAAAUGGUCACACAUAACACUCAAAGGGUUCGGCGGCAAAAAAGUGAAACCAGUGGGUGUCAUUAAGCUAAUGUGUGGAGUAAAUACAGCAGAUGGUGCUCAGGAGUGCCUGGAGUUUGUUGUUGUUGAAGAUGGUAGCUGCAGAAUGCCCAUUCUUGGACUGCCAGGAUGCGUGUGUUUGAAGUUAGUUUCUCGCAGUUUUGUCCACACCUUACACAGUAGCGUUUUAUCGGAAGAUAAGUUCCUCUCAGAAUUUGCAGAUGUAUUUCAGGGAGUCGGGUGUAUUCCGAACAAGUGCACAUUGGUAGUAGAUAAAUCUGUUCAGCCAGUUGCUAAACCACCUCGAAGAGUGCCCUUUGCCUUAAGAGAUGGAUUAAAAAUCAAGUUGGAUGAGCUUGUUAAGCUAGGAAUUAUUGCCAAGGUUGAUCAGCCAACUGGAUGGGUUAGCAACCUAACUGUUGUUGAAAAGGGCGACAAAAGUCUCAGACUCUGUCUAGAUCCAGUAGACCUGAAUAAGGCAAUUUGCAGGGAGUAUCACAUGAUACCAUCAUUAGAGGAGUUGAGCUGCCAGCUGAACAAUAAGUCCAUUUUCACAGUGUUGGACCUGAAAGAUGGGUUUUACCAGGUGGAACUAGAUGAGGAAUCAAGUAUGUACUGCACUUUCAGCACACCAUUUGGAUUUUAUAAAUUUCUCAGGCUCCCGUUUGGGUUAUCGAGUGCACCUGAAAUUUUUCAACGAAUAAACAUGCAAAACUUUGGUGAUAUUCCAGGGGUACUAGUAUACUUUGAUGACCUCUUGAUUGCUGCUGCAAAUGAAGUUGAGCACGAUCAAAUAUUGUUACAGGUAGCACAGAGAGCGAGAGCGCUAAAUGUGAAGUUCAAUGUACGCAAGAUUCAGUUCAAAAAGGAGGAGGCAAGGUAUUUUGGGCAUGUGUUCUCCUCAAAUGGUAUGCAGCCAGAUCCCGACCAGGUGCGAGCUAUUCUAGCACUACAAACACCCACCAACAAAGUUGAGCUGCAAAGAGUGUUGGGUUUCAUCAGCUACUUAAGGAAGUUUUUACCUAACUUAGCUAGCAUCAUAGCUCCACUGAGGGAACUCCUGAAGAACGAUACUGAGUGGCAGUGGUUACCAGUGCACACUGAUGUGUUGCAGCAAGUCAAGGAGUUGGUCAGCAAGGCACCAGUACUCGGCUUGUAUGACCCCAACAAAAAACUGUCCAUUCAACUUCAACGGAUGAAAAUCAGGCUGCUACGGUACACGCUGUCGGUAGAGUAUCUUCCAGGCAAACUCAUGCAUGUAGCAGACUUACUGUCAAGGGCGUAUUUGCCAGAAGUGGAACAUGCAGAUGAAGAUUUGUCUGCAGAAAUGGUUCACCUUGUGAGUGAUGGCCAGCACGUGCGGAGGAACUCCCAUCACUUGAGACCAUCCAGCCUUGCUCCUGAGUUGCAUAGGAGAAGGUCCAGCCUGGACUCUGAUGAUGAGUUCCGGGGGUUCCCAGCAGAAGACGAGGCAGGAGGAGAGUCGCAGGGAGCAGGGUCAAGAGUGCGGCAGGGAGAGUGCCCACCAGCACUGAUGAGUGGUAAGGAAAAGGUCAAUGUGUCGAGACGUACAAAAAGUGGACGUGAGGUGAAAGUGCCAGCAAGAUACAAAGACUAG
Messenger RNA from Bacillus rossius redtenbacheri, 2706 nucleotides. RefSeq lists its product as uncharacterized. The transcript has 3 exons. Gene Ontology annotation, molecular function: zinc ion binding; nucleic acid binding. The coding region runs from base 1 to 2706 and encodes 901 amino acids. The record is from RefSeq and is a predicted model, not a curated record. Lineage: Eukaryota; Metazoa; Arthropoda; Insecta; Phasmatodea; Bacillidae.